Molecule: messenger RNA, 3085 nt
Organism: Syngnathus typhle (broad-nosed pipefish)
Lineage: Eukaryota; Metazoa; Chordata; Actinopteri; Syngnathiformes; Syngnathidae
Product: RNA-binding protein 20-like
Exons: 13
Coding region: 198-2414 (738 amino acids)
Cellular component (GO): nucleus
Molecular function (GO): nucleic acid binding; zinc ion binding
Source: RefSeq, a predicted model, not a curated record
UCACGGAAAUUCCUGGUGUCGACUGGUCAGCGAGUGAUGUCCUUAAACUCAUCCAGCCUUUUGGAAAUCUUACUGACAUUAUCUCUGCUCCAUCAGUUGGAAAGGCUCUUGUGUCUCUGCCAGACUUGAAGACUGCACAAGAGGUUGUUAAAGUUCACACCUCCAUUCCUGCAAAGAUUAAAGACUGUGAAGUGAAGAUGUUCAAUAUCGAAGAGCUAGUUUGCAUUGAUACCCCAGUGGCACUCUACAAUCUACUGAUGCAGUCAUUUCACCCAUUGGAGAAUUCAUCUCCAGUUAGUUGGAGUAGCCUUUUGGUGAUCAAUAAUGUUCCUGACACCCCCACUGGCCCCUCUGAAGUUAAGAAACUAGUUCAGCGUUUUGGGACUGUGGUCAAAACUCUGGAACUUAACAAUGUGGUAAUUUGUGAGAUGGAAACUGGAGCCAUGGCCCUGUCUGUCUACAAACGCUUCCAGAGGUUUCCAUGCAUUGUACAAAACAACCCUUUGUUCUUUUCACGCAAGCCUGACCCCAAAACUAACACACAGACUCAAGUAUUUUCUCCAAACCUACAUUUGCGUGAGGAUAUUUUUGAAAAUGAUGAAGACCGCAAUACAGAUGCAGCUGAUCAAGAUAAGAUAGCACAUUCUGUGGAGUUGAGAAAAGAGCACAAUAUAUUAAUGGGCCCUCAAACAGUGCCUAUUGAAGAUGAACUGGCUGGAGAAAAUGGAAGCCUUGUCACUCAGGACCAUUUGAAUGUGCUGUCUGAAUCUGCACUUGAACCAGACAAAAAGACUGACAAAGAGAAUGUAGGAACUACUAUAGCAGUCUCUAAGUCUAACAAGAAAGAUGAAUCAGCAAAUGAGACUAUUUUGCAGACAACUGUAAAUGCAACCGAUUUAGAAAAGAUUCAUGUUGGUCAAUGUGAUUCUACAGAUAUUGCAUUUUCAGAGUUUUCUAAGGAUACUGUAGAGGUGGACAGUGGAGCAGAAACAAAUCACCCUCGAAAUAAAAUGGCAGGCUCUGCAAAUGAAGAAGUUCAUCUGGAGACAGAAGUGGGAAAGGCAGCUUACCAAAUAAAAGAGUCAGGUGGACACAAAUUAGUUGAUGCAGAGGUUGGUUUAAACACUCGAGAGAGUGAGAAAGUUGACAAAGAGGCAAAAAAGGAGAAGGAAUUUAGGGGAAGAGGGCGAAAAAUGAGGGAGCAGUGGGUCCAGAAGGAUUCACAAAGGACCAAGUGGGAUCGGGAGCAAGAGGAAAGAACCAUAAAAGAGAGGAGGGAAAUGGAGAGGAAGAACGAACAUGGAGUUCUGUCCUCAGGACUAUAUGAGUCAUGCAGGUUUGAGACAUAUAAAAGCAACUCAAAUCUGGGUGAACAAAGAAUUUCUAACAAAUCAGAUGCUGAAUUGCCCAAGAUGGAUAGGGUUGAAGAUUUUGAUUCAUUCCCAUUGACCAUGAGUGAGUUUGUGACUGUGGAUGAAGUUGGGGAUGUGACUGAUUUGAAUGACUUCCCUCUUCCGCCUUCUCCUGCUGCUUCAGAGAAAACCACAGAGCAAGAGAAGUCACAAACAAAAGUCCCACAGGACACUCAUGAGGUCAGACCUUUGGAUGUGAUCGCGCAGUCUAAGGAGAAGUCUGAUUAUCCUAUAACAGAUUGUCAGCAUCAGCCCAUGAUCAUUGAAGAUUCCAUUACAGAUUUUGGACAUCAGCGUACAAUUUCACCUGGGACCUCUGUCAGUGCAUCAUCAGAUGUGAUUGGCAUGCUGAGUUGCAAAAUUGCAAACCCAUCCACAAAAACUCGGCACGAAUUUUCUCCUGCCGUCCAAAAAGUAGUGCCAACUUGUCAACCAGAAACAAAUGAGACAGAAAAUAUACUCUCCGCUGCCACAGAAUGUAUAAUCAUGAUUGAGACUCUUCCAACACCACCUAUUUCAAGUAAAACUGUCAUUGAUGACUCACUAUCAGAUCAACACACUAUGAAGGUGAAAAUAACUUCAGGAAAUAUUACUGCAGAAGAAAGGAAAGACAAAGCAACAGCUGUGGUUAAGAGCCCUUUAAAUGAAGCGCAGACCGUAAUGGAAAAUGUGCAAAUGAGAGAGGGCACAUGGAUGAGCUUUUCUUCUGCUGAGCCAGGGAGACACAUGAUGUCUGACACUCCAAAAGUCACUGAAAAGAAGAGUGAGGAUAAGCCAAGAACAGAAACUCUCAUGGCCACAGACAAAACUGUCCAUUUUGAUCCGAGCAUACCAGUUGGUAUGGAAUUCUUGGUUCCUAAAACAGGCUUCUUCUGCAAAGCGUGUAACCGUUUUUUCAGUGGAAGUAAAGACACACAGAUCACCCAUUGCAAAAGCUUCAAGCACUUUGAAAACGUGCAAAAAUACUUGGUGACAAAAAGAACAAAAGGUCAAUUGUAUUGAGAGCUGCUUGAAUGACAUGUCAUUCUUUUAAUUUGAGUUCAUUUUUCUUUGUUGUCUUGGGAAACAAAGGCACUCAAAAAUGCUUAACCCCCAGUCCACAGCUUCUGUAAAUGUUUAAUGUUUCACUCAACAGAUAACAGAUGUCAACGCAUCAUGUGACUUUCAGAAGAUUAACCCGUUUUGAAUGGACAAAUGAUUUAAAAUGUAUUAUUACAAAACAAAUUGGCGGGGGUAAAUUAAGAUAAAUGAUUUCAGGAAAACAUUGUUGCCAAAACAGCAGUUGCUUUGGUAAUGGUGUGCUCUGCUUUUACUCCUUUGCAGAACAUAUGGUCUGGGUAUGAAGGAAAAUGAUUGCCUUAAUGGAAUUCCGAACUCCUCUAUACCUGCAUGAUUUGUGUUCAUUUAUGUUUCUGUGAAGUUGAGUUGUCUAGUUGAUUGUAAUUUGAAAUAGAUAUAAGUAGACUUGUUCGAUUUAUUGUUUCUUUGUACUGUCUUGGUUUGACUGAAAUGCACACUGAUUCCUGAUCAAGGAACAGAGUGUAACUAACAUUAAGAGGCAAGAAAUAACACAUGCAAAAUGAACUAUCAUUUUUUCAGCUUUUUCAAUAUAUUGUACUAAUGUACCUUGCAACCAAUUGUACUGUGCAUUAAAGAAACUUUAGUGAACAGUU